GAAAGGUUUUUCAGCCAUGUUGGAUUUGUGAACAGCAAAUUUCUCUGGAACCUUGCCCCUUUUCUUCUUUCCAUAACCUGACUGAAACAUUGCAAAGCAUAACCACUCACAUGUGAGAAGGUAAAGGCUGGGUAAUGGCGUUUACAAAUCGUGCCUCGCAAAGCUUCAAAACACACGCAAGACUUUGGUACCUCAUUGAUGGGAGAGAUCAAAUUUGUGGCCGACUUGCUGGUUAUAUUGGCCAGAUCCUUCAAGGGAAAACUAAGCCCAUUUACCACCAUGCAGAAGAUGUAGGAGACUACGUAGUGGUUAUUAAUACGAAGCAUAUUGUGCUUUCUGGAACCAAGUGGGAUAACAAGCUAUACAGACAUCACACAGGGUACCCAGGAGGUCUGAAAGAGAUUCUUGCCAAGGACUUACACCGCAAAGAUGGCACGAGAAUUUUAUGGAGAGCGGUAAACGGGAUGCUCCCUAAAAACAACUUACGACCCACAUGGAUGAAAAGGCUGUAUUUAUUUGAGGAUGAACACCACCCCUAUGCGGAGAACAUUUUUGCUAAAUUGGAAGCCCCUGCUUCAAUCCCCAAAAGAUUGCACGAGUACAGCCCAGAGGAGAUAUCAAACUACCCCAAGCUGUUUUAGUCAACACUCUCAUUAAAUGCUCAUGAUAAUAAAAUUCUACUGCAGUUUCUAUUGCUCAGCAACUAAAAAAAGAUUUUUGAUUACUCUAAAAAAAUCCCUUUAUCAUUAAUUUUUUAGGAAUCAUAAGAAAAGAAUUCAAAACCAGUCCUGUAUAUGUGUGCAUCCGCAUCCCUUAUACAAGUCCUGUUCAGAUGCUGUACGUUCUACUGUAAAUCACUGAACAUGCUUUCUCAUUAAGGUUCUGGUAAUCAGCAUGAAAUGUAUUUACAAACUUAAAUUUAAAAACUUUAAUCACCUUAGUCACAUUAUGCAAAAUUUUCAUAGUUGGAUUAUGGUAUCCUACAAAGAAUUGAUUUAUUCCACGAGUUUGCUUUAAUGAAUGUAUAAAUAAAAAUGUAAAAAAGCUUAA
This is a messenger RNA of Nematostella vectensis (starlet sea anemone), 1050 nucleotides long. Its product is annotated as 39S ribosomal protein L13, mitochondrial. Gene Ontology annotation, molecular function: structural constituent of ribosome; mRNA binding. The record is from RefSeq and is a predicted model, not a curated record. NCBI's taxonomy places the organism in Eukaryota, Metazoa, Cnidaria, Anthozoa, Actiniaria, Edwardsiidae. Bases 135 to 641 code for a protein of 168 amino acids. Gene Ontology annotation, biological process: negative regulation of translation; translation. The transcript has a single exon. Gene Ontology annotation, cellular component: ribosome; mitochondrial large ribosomal subunit.